Molecule: messenger RNA, 1483 nt
Organism: Thalassophryne amazonica
Lineage: Eukaryota; Metazoa; Chordata; Actinopteri; Batrachoidiformes; Batrachoididae
Gene: rdh12
Product: retinol dehydrogenase 12
Exons: 7
Coding region: 86-1042 (318 amino acids)
Source: RefSeq, a predicted model, not a curated record
GCAAUCCCAUGAUUCCGUUCGAAUAAUGUUAGAUUACCCGUGGCUGUGAAUAGCGGUGACAUAAAACCGAAGAAUCCGUUUAGAGAUGCUGCUUUUAUUAAUUAUUUCGGGAAUCGGAGUGGUGACGCUUCUGGUGGUUUUAUUUGCACCCCACAUAAGAAAAUAUGCUGCCGGAGGAGUAUGCAAGUCCACGGUUCGUCUGGAUGGAAAAACGGUUCUCAUCACCGGUGCCAAUACAGGGAUCGGGAAGGAGACGGCCCUGGAGCUGGCUGUGCGAGGUGCCCGGGUGAUUAUGGCAUGUCGUAAUGUGGAAAAGGGAGAGGAGGCUGCAGCCAGUAUCUGUGCAGUGUACCCCAAAGCACAAGUGGAGGUCCGAGAGCUGGACUUGGCAGAUACACACUCCAUACAGACCUUUGCACAGAGAUUCCUCAGGGAGGUCAACCAGCUUCACAUUUUGAUCAAUAAUGCUGGAGUGAUGAUGUGUCCUUACACAAAAACUGCAGAUGGUUUCGAAAUGCAUAUGGGAGUCAAUCACUUGGGACACUUCCUGUUAACGUACCUCCUGAUUGGUCUGCUCAAGCGCAGUGUGCCCGCCCGCAUCGUGGUGCUCUCCUCUCUGGCACACAACUUUGGCUGGAUCCGUUUCCAUGACCUGCACAGCCACGGCAGCUACAACAGUGGACUCGCAUACUGUCAGAGCAAGCUGGCAAACGUGCUCUUUACCCGGGAGUUAGCCCGGAGACUCAAAGGUUCUAAUGUGACGGUAAACUCAGUCCAUCCGGGGACGGUCAACUCUGAUCUGACCAGGCACUCAACCCUCAUGAUGUUACUUUUCACUGUGUUCUCCAUAUUCCUGAAAACGCCGCAGGAGGGAGCACAGACAAGCAUCUACUGUGCCGUGGCAGAAGAACUACAGUCCGUCUCUGGGAAACACUUCAGUGAUUGCACCCCUGCCUUUGUGGCCCCGCAGGGACGGAGCGAGGAGACGGCCAGGAGACUUUGGGACAUCAGCUGUGAGGUUCUCAGUAUUGAGUGGCACUGAUUGAACAUUAUUUGAGUUCUCAGUGGACUCAUUAUACCUUUUUCUCCCUCUGCAUUUUAUCUACUUCAUGGAGUUAUUGCAUCUUUAGACCCCCCCCGAGAUCUGAGUAUCAUCAGGUGAUAAUGUGAACGUUAUGAUCAUGUGAAGUGAAGGUGACUUUGUGUACCAAUGCAGUAACUACAUAAGUUGAGUACUUUAACAUUCAGUAACUGAAUUGUUGACUAGUUCUACAGGCAAAAAACUGCACAGCUGUUUUAUGAGCCAACUAAAGUUUUGAUGCUACUGUAUAUUUUUGUGACUAUGAAUACAAAAAAAAACUUGAUAUAUUGCAAAACUGUUGGAUACUGUGACAGGUCAAACCACAGUACCUGGCCAGCGUCUUGACAGAAGGUGUUUAUGAAGAAUUUGCAGCUAAACUGCUUCUGUGCCAGCAUUAAAAAA